Messenger RNA from Coffea arabica (coffee), 2182 nucleotides. The record is from RefSeq and is a predicted model, not a curated record. NCBI's taxonomy places the organism in Eukaryota, Viridiplantae, Streptophyta, Magnoliopsida, Gentianales, Rubiaceae.
CCCAAGCCAUCGCUAGCGCUCGUCGGUCGUCUGCUCUGUUCCUCUUGUUUCUUUCUUCCUUUCUCUGCUGCGUCUCUAUUGGCAUUCUCCCCUCCUUGUCAGUUGUCACUCCUCCAGAUUAAUUCAUUUCUACCUUGUCGUCUCAAUUACAUCUUAUUUCUGAUCCUCCUCCUCCCUCCCUCCGUCCCAAGUUUAUACUACAAACAUCUGCUCUUUUAAGCCCCCCUAUCAAUUAAUAAAGAGAAAGGGUAGGGGCAAGGAUUCAAUAGAGAAAGAAAGACAGAGAAUGGCAAACGUGGUCAACCGUCUCCUCCUUCGAUCCACUCUGCAAAAGGCCACCGCCGCCGCCGCCGCAAAGGUUGGCUUUCCUGUCGUAAAUUGUACGCCAGUUGCAAGCAGGUUGCAGGAUCACAUAACUCAGGCUCCCUCCCAGAAUAGAUGGAAUAGUACAGAGGCAGCUGCACAGAAGGAUGUUUCUGCAAUUGAUGAUAAAGGUUUCAAGGGCCAUGAAAUGUUGGCACCCUUCACAGCUGGUUGGCAGUCCACUGAUUUGGAUCCUCUGGUUAUCGAAAGAUCUGAGGGUUCCUAUGUCUAUGAUGUUAAUGGUAAAAAAUAUCUAGAUGCUCUGGCUGGCCUGUGGUCCACGGCUUUAGGUGGGAAUGAACCUAGGCUUAUUGCUGCUGCUGCUAAACAACUAAACACCUUACCAUUUUACCACUCCUUUUGGAAUCGCACAACAAAACCUUCUUUGGAUCUUGCUAAGGAGCUCAUAGAACUAUUCACCCCUUCAACAAUGUCAAAAGCAUUUUUCACAAAUAGUGGAUCAGAAGCAAAUGAUACACAGGUGAAGCUAGUGUGGUAUUACAACAAUGCCCUAGGGAGGCCAAACAAGAAGAAAUUCAUAGCUCGAUCAAAAUCAUACCAUGGAUCAACACUAAUAGCUGCAAGUCUGUCAGGUCUUCCUGCUCUGCAUCAAAAAUUUGAUCUGCCGGCUCCAUUUGUGUUGCAUACUGACUGUCCCCAUUAUUGGCGCUACCAUCUUCCAGGUGAGACUGAAGAGGAGUUUUCAACCAGGUUGGCCAAUAACUUGGAGGCUCUUAUCCUCAAAGAGGGACCUGAGACGGUAACUGGGUGUUAUUUAUUUACAUUUCCUUGCUACUUGUCGUUUAUGUUUCUGUUUCAUUUGGUGCUCCUACAAAUUUUGGUUUUGUUACCUACUAACUUGUCAUUUCAGAUUGCUGCUUUUAUUGCUGAGCCUGUCAUGGGAGCUGGGGGUGUUAUCCCUCCUCCUGCAACCUAUUUUGAGAAGAUUCAAGCUGUUGUCAAAAAGUAUGAAAUUUUGUUCAUUGCGGAUGAGGUAAUAUGUGCAUUUGGAAGGCUUGGGACAAUGUUUGGCUGUGAAAAGUAUAACAUAAAGCCCGAUCUUGUGUCAAUGGCAAAGGCUCUUUCUUCUGCAUAUAUGCCAAUAGGAGCUGUCCUUGUGAGUCCUGAAGUUUCAGAUGUCAUAUAUUCACAAAGCAACAAACUGGGUUCUUUUUCUCAUGGAUUUACUUAUUCUGGGCAUCCUGUAUCUUGUGCUGUUGCUCUGGAAGCAGUCAGGAUCUACAAGGAGAGAAAUAUUGUUGAGCAAGUGAAUAAGAUAGCCCCUAAGUUUCAGGAUGGCUUAAAAGCAUUUUCAGACAGUCCCAUAAUUGGGGAGAUAAGGGGAACGGGUUUAAUCCUUGGAACCGAAUUCACUGAUAACAAGUCGCCUAAUGAUGCCUUCCCUUCUGAAUGGGGUAUUGGUUCAUAUUUUGGAGCACAGUGUGAGAAACACGGUAUGUUAGUACGCGUGGCCGGUGACAACAUACUGAUGUCUCCCCCUUUUAUCCUGACUCCAGGUGAAGUGGAUGAGUUAAUUGGCAUCUAUGCUAAGGCACUUAAGGCUACCGAAGAGAGAGUGGCCGAACUGAAGGCGCAAAAGAAAUAAUCGACCGCCCGCCCGCCCGCGAUCAGAAGAUUGUGAAAAAUUUGCAAUGCCCCUCCCUGUGUAAAGUAAACUCUUUUAUCGACUGUUUGUUUGGUGAUGUAUUAUUCUAGUAUGAAUAUUAUUGGUGUUUUGCAUGAAAAUAAUCGAAGCAUCAUCAUUCCUGAUACCGUUUCUUCUUUUAAUCCUAUUUCAUCAGUUGAAGUUUUUCUUUCA